AUUCCCUUCUAUCUCCUUACAUUCAUUAAAUACACACUCACUGUGAGAUCUAUCGCAUAACUCUACCCGAAUUUCAGUAGAAAACCCUGUGCCGAAAAGCUAAACAUAAUCGGCUGAGACCGUAGUGAUGGACGAAAAAGCCGGCGUUGAACCACGCCGACAAGCACCGAGAUACCUUCAACUCAACCGUUUACCUACCCUUCAAGAAGUAUUGGACAGACGGACUCGCGCUCCUCUUGAUCUCUUUUGUUUUUGGAUAUGGCUAGAGUCGAUUCAAUGUCAAGAUGGACUAGACUUCUGGCUUGAUGUGCAACAGCAUGAGAACUUGUGUAAAGCGUACUUCAAGGAUCUGCGCAGAUCCGGUCGUUCCAUUCACCAAGAUUGGCCAGAAUAUGCCAACUACGCACGAGAAAACGGUUCCCACUUUUCCCCUCUACUGGCGCUCCGAGAAGAACCUAACAAUCCUAACUCUGGCAUUACACAAUCUCCCCGUGCCGCCCGUAGAUCGAGCGAUCUUGAUCCUCCAAGAUUGGUCUCACCUGUCUCCCCCACAUUCGUUCCUCCCGUCUCGUCCCCCACUAUGCCUUCUAGACCUUCCGAUCUCAGGUCAAGCGAUCCGAUGUCGUUCAAGACGCACGACUCGACGAACGAGCACGGAGUCAUAGGUGCAGGGGGACCAAGCAGAGAGCAAGGCACGGCUAGCAGAAUGAGUAUCAGGAAUAAAUGGGCGUCGAGGAAUAGUAAAGCCCCAGUUGUAAUACCGAGGGAUAGGGCAAUUGAGAAAGCUGCUUUGGUAGAUGGAGCAGAGAGAAUAUAUCUGAGGUAUCUAUUGCCUGGAGCGGAGAGAGAGAUUUAUUUACCGCCCUCAUUGAGAAUGGACAACUUCCCAAUGACCAACGGAUCCGAUCCUUCACCUCUGAUCCCCGAUCUCUUCCACGCACAGAAACAGUAUAUCUACAAACUCAUGGAGGCCGAUUACUUCCCUCGUUUCUUGCGCGCCAAAUCUUUUUGCAAUCUUACCAAGGCAGGAGGGAUCAUACGUCUGAUUGCAGGAUUUGCAGUUUUGUGGGGGGCUUUCGUGCUUGCUUUCAGCUUCAUCUUUUUGGACUAUCCAAGACAUACCAGAUUAUGGAUCAUCUUACCCCUAUUUGUAGCUUGGAACCUCCUCGUUCCGGCAUACUACGAUCAUUCCCCCCUUCUCUUCCUUUUCUCCCGCGCCGAGACAUCUCCCUUCCGUACCAUCCGUGUGCGUGAACGAUUCGUUUGGAAGAUACAUGCCAUCCGAGCAUUAUGGGUAGAAGCUUUGGCUUUAGCCUUGACGGCAGGUCUCUCCGUCUUGUUCAUACUGGUACCUGGACAUCGAUUAUAGCUGUGUUUAUCGAUUCUUUUUUCCGCUGGGACGGGACAUACAAUUGGUUCCAUAAUUCUUAUGAUUUGAAUGGGACGGGAUGAUGAUGGAAGCGGCUAUCUGGUUUCACAGAGACAUUAAUGAUCCCUUGACGAUGUAUCUUUGUGCAUGAUU
Molecule: messenger RNA, 1522 nt
Organism: Tremella mesenterica DSM 1558
Lineage: Eukaryota; Fungi; Basidiomycota; Tremellomycetes; Tremellales; Tremellaceae
Exons: 5
Coding region: 128-1369 (413 amino acids)
Biological process (GO): intracellular protein localization
Cellular component (GO): plasma membrane
Source: RefSeq, a predicted model, not a curated record